CGCAAAGUAUCCAUUUCGUAAAUGAUUGUGCCAUACGACAUGACCAAUCACCGUCUAGCAUUGAUCAUCCGCUCCUGCAUCGAGUGUCCGCAAUGAGGCUUCCUAGUGUCCUCUUCGGCUCGGCCGCGCGUCGUGGAGGUGCCACUCGCAGCAAUGCGCUGACUCGCCGGGAGAAGAGCACAUUAUCGUAUCGAGUGUUUGAGGACACAAGCGGCGGCAAAGAGCCGACCAAGACAGCGCUGGUGAUGCACGGUAUUCUGGGGAACAAGCUCAACUGGCGCACAUUCUCGCAAAAGUAAGACAGAGGAAUGUAAGGAAGACAGAGGAUUUUGCUGAUGCAUUUGUGCUGGUUCAGACUGACGAAGGCGAACCCAGACUGGCGUUUCAUCUGCUUGGACCUGCGUGGCCAUGGAGACUCGCCGUCGUUCUCAGAGCCGCACAAUCUGCAGGCAUGCGCCAACGAUGUCUUAAAACUGGCUGCUCAUUUGAAGGUGGAGCCGACGGCUGUGCUGGGACACUCGUUUGGUGGCAAGGUAGCGCUGACGUACCUGCAGCAGUGUAUGCAACACGACCGCGCUCCACCUAGCCAAGUCUGGGUCUUGGACUCGCUCCCAGGAACAGGUGCGACGGACUAUGCUAGUCGUGACCUCACCAACUCGAUUGAGACGAUUCUACCAGUCGUUAAGAAGAUUCCGUUGCCUAUUCGCUCCAAGGCGCAGCUUAUUAAGGAUCUGCAGAGCCAUGGCGUUGCGCUUGGUGAAGCGCAGUGGCUCACCACGAACCUUCGUUUAACCAGCAAAAGCCCGGAGCUCUACGAGUGGAAAAUGGAUGUCGAUGCCAUCGAACAGCUCUUCCGCUCUUUCCUUGCCUCGGAUCUUUGGCCAGUCGUGGAGAACCCACCUGCAACGGAGGGCAAGGACGUAGAGAUUCACUUUGUACACGCCUCGAAAAACAACAUGUGGACUCCUGACCUACUCGAUCGUCUCGAUGCUCAGCAGGAAAACCAGGUUUAUCAUCAUUUACUGGAAAAGUCUGGACACUGGGUACACAUCGACAACCCUGUUGGGCUCAUGAAGAUUAUCCAGACGUACAUGCUGCAAUAGAUUGCGAAACGGACACGGUACGACAAGUCGUGAUGAAAUACUACGGGAUGUUUUACCGUGAAUACAGGCAAUAUUACGAUAAUUGUCGACUCAUU
Messenger RNA from Phytophthora nicotianae INRA-310, 1198 nucleotides. RefSeq lists its product as hypothetical. The coding region runs from base 336 to 1103 and encodes 255 amino acids. The record is from RefSeq and is a predicted model, not a curated record. NCBI's taxonomy places the organism in Eukaryota, Oomycota, Peronosporomycetes, Peronosporales, Peronosporaceae. Gene Ontology annotation, molecular function: catalytic activity. The transcript is spliced from 6 exons.